Messenger RNA from Lodderomyces beijingensis, 585 nucleotides. NCBI's taxonomy places the organism in Eukaryota, Fungi, Ascomycota, Pichiomycetes, Serinales, Debaryomycetaceae. The record is from the annotation of a GenBank genome assembly.
AUGUGGAGACACGCGUUUAAAAGUUUUCAAACAGAAAGCAGCCGGAGCUUGCUUCGACUAGCUGGCUCGGCUCGUCAAACUUCAACCACCCCUAACUUUUCUCCAGAAGAGAUCAAGAAAUCCAUUUCCUGGCUCGAAAAAUUCUCCACAUCAACCAUACCAAGACACCACUUUCAAAUAGCCUAUAGCCGGUCAUCGGGCCCCGGCGGCCAGAAAGUCAACAAAACCUCUUCCAAGGCCACGGUGUCGCUAGAGCCGGGACAAUGGUUGGACCCUGGUGUCUGCUAUUGGAUCCCGAUGCCAGUUCAAGCGCAACUCAAGUCCAAGGGAAUCCGAUACGCUACAAAGAGCAAUGGCCUAAUCAUACAGAGCGACACAAGCCGAAAUAGGGACGAAAACACCGAGCAGUGCUUCCAGCGGUUGGUGACGGAGAUCAAGUCCACUGUCUAUUUUGCAGGAGAGGCAAAAGAUGAAGACAAACUCAAGUGGGCCCAGCUUGAGGAGAGCUUUAAGGAGCGGAAAAAAUUCAACAAGAAGAAACAAUCGGAAAAGAAACAGUCGAGGUCAAAGAAGUUUGAUCUAUGA